Prunus armeniaca (apricot) is the source of this 240-nucleotide messenger RNA. NCBI's taxonomy places the organism in Eukaryota, Viridiplantae, Streptophyta, Magnoliopsida, Rosales, Rosaceae. The record is from the annotation of a GenBank genome assembly.
AUGAGGGCUUUGGGGAGCAAGUCACCCAUUCGGAAGGUACGGGGUUUGGAAUCGAAAGUAGAAUCCGACGACAAGUAUGUCCUUUCCCAAACCACCAAAUCAACCUACCGUUCAGCAACUCCCAUGCGAUUAUCUGAGGCAAGGCCUUCAAGUCCGCAGAGACCUUCCAAAGACUACGGUUUCGAGGAGGUCCCAAGCCGAGACCCCGAGAAGAUGGAAAACGAUAGGACCCGCUCCUAA